Messenger RNA from Procambarus clarkii (red swamp crayfish), 1578 nucleotides. RefSeq names its product probable ATP-dependent RNA helicase DDX47 (gene pths). Gene Ontology annotation, molecular function: RNA helicase activity; nucleic acid binding; ATP binding. Lineage: Eukaryota; Metazoa; Arthropoda; Malacostraca; Decapoda; Cambaridae. The record is from RefSeq and is a predicted model, not a curated record.
ACGCUGACCAAGAUGGUGUUUAACGUAAACAAAACAACCCAGCAUGGAGGAAGAGGACAUUGUCAGCUUUAAGGACCUUGGUGUCAUCGAUGAACUGUGUGAAGCAUGCUCUCGACUGGGAUGGAAGGCACCAACACCCAUCCAGAAAGAAGCAAUUCCAUUGGCAUUGAAAGAUAAAGAUGUCAUUGGCCUGGCAGAAACUGGCUCUGGGAAAACAGGAGCCUUUGGUAUCCCUGUACUUCAGGCCCUAAUAGCUCGACCACAACGACUCUUUGCUCUCAUUCUGACGCCAACUCGAGAAUUGGCGUUCCAGAUUAAGGAGCAGUUUGAGGCUCUGGGUAAAGCAGUGGGUGUAACAUGUGUAGUUAUUGUGGGAGGGUUGGACAUGACUCAGCAGGCAUUGGAGCUCGGAAAGCGGCCCCACAUAAUUGUGUCAACACCCGGCCGUCUUGUGGACCACCUCGAAAAAACAAAGGGUUUUAACCUUAAAGCCCUGAAGUACCUGAUAAUGGAUGAAGCAGAUCGCAUUCUUAACAUGGAUUUUGAAGAGGAGGUUGACAAGAUACUGAAGGUCUUGCCUCGUGAGAGGCGCACAAUGCUCUUCUCUGCCACCAUGACCAGUAAGGUUAACAAACUACAGCGAGCACAUUUGAAAGAUCCUGUGAAAGUGGAGGUGUCAUCCAAAUACCAGACAGUAACCAAGCUGCAGCAGUAUAUGCUUUUCAUUCCAUGCAAACAUAAACACAUAUACCUGGCGUACAUCUUGAAUGAGAUUGGAAACCAGUCUGUUAUCAUCUUCUGUGCGACUCAGCUAUCAACCCUCAAAACUGCACUAAUGCUGCGAAACCUGGGAUUCACUGCUAUUCCGCUAUAUGGGAAAAUGUCCCAAAACAAACGGCUUGGAGCACUAAAUAAGUUCAAAGCAAAAGAAAGAUCUAUUCUUCUAGCAACAGAUGUGGCCUCAAGAGGUUUGGACAUUCCUUGUGUGGACUACGUGAUAAAUUUUGAUGUUCCGAUGCACAGCAAGGAUUACAUUCACCGCGUUGGUAGAACUGCUCGUGCCGGCAAGUCUGGCGUUGCCAUCACCUUUGUGUCACAGUAUGAAGUGGAAGUGUAUCAGAGAAUAGAACAGCUCCUUGACACAAAGCUUGAUGUGUAUCCAACAGUUAAAGAAGAGGCUCUGGUCUUAGAGGAAAGAAUAGUGGAAGCAGAGAGAUUUGCCAAACUGGAGAUGUCUCGGCUGGACGAGAAAGGUGGAAGGAAAGGCAAGAAGCGGGACGCCUUUGGCGACGACACUGAAGAAAGCAUGGGUGUUCGGAACCGGAUGAACAAAAGGAAAAAUUUUAAAAAGUAAACACUUAUUAAGUUGUGUACUGUACAUGUAAUGCAGAAUGUUUAAAACUUGAAGGGUGCUGUGGAUUUCAUUUCCUGUGUUGUUAAUGAAAUGGUGCCAGUUUUUUUUCGACUUGUGUAUUUCAGUAUACAGUACUGUACUAUAAAGUGUUACCUGCAAAUUAAAAUGUUAAAUAAAAUACUUUCAUCUAAUGUUAAUGUUAUAUUAAAACUGUAAAGAUAAAA